CGGAAGAGGAGGAGUUCGGGUCAAAAUGAGGGAAAAUAAGAACAUGUCCGAGUCCCCGUCCCGAGCUGCAAAAGAAGCUCCGGCAAAGAAACAGAAACUCAGCAGCGACGAGAACAGCAACCCGGACUUAUCCGGAGACGAAAACGAUGACGCCGUCAGCGUGGAGAGCGGCAAUAACGCCGAGCGGCCCGACACGCCCACCAACACCGCUAAUGCCCCCGGCAGGAAGAGCUGGGGCAAGGGCAAGUGGAAGUCCAAGAAGUGCAGAUACUCCUUCAAGUGUGUCAACAGCCUGCGGGAGGACCACGGACAGCCUCUGUUUGGGGUCCAGUUUAACUGGCACAGUAAGGAAGGAGACCCGCUGGUGUUCGCUACAGUUGGAAGUAACCGGGUGACUCUGUAUGAGUGUCACUCUCAGGGAGAAAUCAGAUUACUGCAGUCGUACGUGGACGCUGACGCCGAGGAGAACUUCUACACCUGCGCCUGGACCUACGACACCAACACCAGCCACCCCCUGCUGGCCGUGGCCGGCUCCCGCGGCAUCAUCCGGGUCAUCAACCACGUCAGCAUGCAGUGCAUCAAGCAUUAUGUAGGUCACGGCAACGCCAUCAACGAGCUCAAGUUUCACCCGCGGGAUCCCAACCUGCUGCUGUCUGUGAGCAAAGAUCACGCUCUGCGACUGUGGAACAUCCAGACAGACACUUUAGUGGCCAUAUUUGGAGGAGUGGAGGGUCACCGAGACGAAGUGCUGAGUGCCGAUUUCGACCUGCUUGGUGAGAAGAUCAUGUCCUGCGGGAUGGACCACUCCCUCAAACUGUGGCGGAUCAACUCCGAGAGGAUGCAGCGAGCCAUCAGAGGCUCCUACGAGUACAACCCGUCCAAGACGAACAGGCCGUUCGUGUCUCAGAAGAUCCACUUUCCUGACUUCUCCACGCGAGACAUUCACAGGAACUAUGUGGACUGCGUGCGCUGGCUCGGAGAUCUCAUCCUGUCCAAGGUCAGUGAACGUCUCACUGACAGUGAACCGCACUGUCCCUGCUGUCCUGAACGUUGGCGUGACCCUGAAGGGCGAUUUUGUUGCGUCCAGUCGUGCGAGAACGCCAUCGUCUGCUGGAAACCGGGAAAGAUGGAGGACGACAUCGACCACAUUAAAGCCAACGAGUCCAACGUGACCAUCCUGGGACGCUUCGACUACAGCCAGUGUGACAUCUGGUACAUGCGCUUCUCCAUGGACUUCUGGCAGAAGAUGCUCGCUCUGGGGAACCAGGUGGGGAAGCUCUACGUGUGGGACCUGGAGGUGGAGGAUCCACAUAAAGCCAAGUGCACCACCCUGACGCUCCCCAAAUGCACCUCCGCCAUCAGACAGACCAGUUUCAGUCGCGACAGCAGUAUUUUAAUCGCGGUGUGUGACGACGCCUCCAUCUGGCGCUGGGACAGGCAGCGCUGAAGCCCCCCCCCAGCCCUCCUCCUCGGCCCUCCCCUGCUGGCCCCCCCCUGCUGGACGGAGAACCACUGCGGAAGACCUUCCCAUUCCGAUGUGGCGAAGUGAAUGCGUGUCUCGCUGUUGUGUUUCGUAACGAGCGAAAGUGGCGUCUGUUCUUUCAGAUGAGUCGUGUGCCUUCCUCUUCUCUCUGCAGCCUUUUCUAUCACUCGAACCCCCCCCCCCUCCCCCGACCCUCUCUCCACGCUGAAGCCCCUCCCUCCCCACCGCCCACAGGUUUAUUGUAUGUCAGUGUCCUCCGUGAGUUCGCUCAAUAAAACCAG
Messenger RNA from Salarias fasciatus (jewelled blenny), 1764 nucleotides. Its product is annotated as polycomb protein eed. The transcript is spliced from 11 exons. Bases 26 to 1447 code for a protein of 473 amino acids. Gene Ontology annotation, molecular function: protein binding. NCBI's taxonomy places the organism in Eukaryota, Metazoa, Chordata, Actinopteri, Blenniiformes, Blenniidae. The record is from RefSeq and is a predicted model, not a curated record.